Molecule: messenger RNA, 3099 nt
Organism: Juglans microcarpa x Juglans regia
Lineage: Eukaryota; Viridiplantae; Streptophyta; Magnoliopsida; Fagales; Juglandaceae
Product: putative disease resistance protein At3g14460
Exons: 3
Coding region: 3-2906 (967 amino acids)
Source: RefSeq, a predicted model, not a curated record
UUAUGUUAAGUUAUCACCAUCUACCUUCACAUUUGAAGAGGUGCUUUGCUUAUUGUUCAAUUCUACCAAAGGACUAUGAAUUCAAGGAGAAGGAGGUGGUUCUAUUAUGGAUGGCAGAAGGUUUGAUUCAACCCCUACAAGAUGAAGAGGAAAUGGAAGAUUUGGGUUUCGAAUAUUUUCGCAAUCUGUUGUCAAGGUCAUUUUUCCAACAGUCACGUAUUAAUGAAUCUCAAUUUGUGAUGCAUGACCUCAUCAAUGAUUUGGCUCAGUCAGUUGCAAGUGAUACGUGCUUUAGAAUGGAAGAUAGGGUUGGAGGUAAUAAGCAUGAGAAUAUUCCUAUAAAGGCACGCCACUCAUCUUAUUUGGGAAGCAAAUUUGAUGUAACUAAAAAGUUUGAGGUUUUUCCUAAAUUCACAAGUUUACGUACAUUCUUACCUCUCAUGCUACCAGAUCCAGGUUAUUGCUAUUUGGCUCGUCAUGUUCAUUUUGAAUUGGUUCCAACAUUACAUUGUUUAAGAGUGUUAUCUUUCAACGGAUAUUGCAUAACAGAGCUACCAGAUUCUAUUGGUGAUUUGAAGCAUCUGCGUUACCUUAACCUUUCAGAAACUCGAAUAAGACUCCUGCCAGAAUCAAUAACUAGUCUUUACAACUUACAAACAUUGUUGUUGGAGAACUGUAUUCGUCUAAAGAAAUUACCUUUAAUGUUUCGAAACUUGGUCAACCUGCGCCACCUCAACAUUGAAGGUGCAGAUAGUUUGGAAAGAAUGCCUAUGCAAAUAGGUAAACUAACUUGUCUUCAAACACUGUCUAAUCUAGUUUUGGGAAAAGACAGUUGCUCUGGAAUAAAGGAGCUUGGACCUUUGAAGCAUCUUCGAGGGACACUCCGCAUUUCAAGAUUAGAGAAUGUGAUUGAUCCGAAGAAUGCAAAGGAUGCUGAAUUGAUUAAAAAGACGAAAAUUAGUGAGUUGUGGUUGAAAUGUAGUGAAUACAUUGAUGAGUCGAAAGACAGGACAAGUGAACUAGAGGUACUAAAUGGGCUAUGGCCUCACGACGCUUUGACGGAGCUGGUUAUAAUUAACUAUGGUGGUACAAAAUUUCCUAAUUGGUUAACAUCUCCUUCAUUUCCUCAUAUGGUGUCCUUGAGAUUAGAAAAUUGUUACAAGUGCACAUCAUUACCUCCAUUAGGGCAAUAUUUGCCAUCACUCAAAAAUCUUUGGAUCAAGGGCAUGGCUAACGUGAAGAGUGUUGGUUCUGAAUUUUGUGGCGGUAGUUUAGAGACUUUGCAUUUCUAUGACAUGGAGGAGUGGGAGAAUUGGAGUCCUUGUGAAGUACUCCCAAAUCUGCGUAAGCUUUCCCUUUGUCUCUGUCCGAAACUAUUAGGGAAGUUACCAAACCACCUUCCUUUACUAAACAAAGUUGAGAUAAUUUAUUGUGCACAAUUGGUGAUCUCAAUUUCAUGCUUUCCAGAUAAAUGCAAAUUUAAUAUUGGGGAAUGCGAAGGGGUGAUGUGUGAAAGUAAGGUUACAUUUAAAUCAAUAACAUUCUACACUUCACUUUCAGCAAUUUCAGAUCAUGGGGUUGAUAUGGAAGGACUGGCAGAGUUAGAAAAUUUAAGUAUUGAAAGCUGUGAGGAGCUGACGACUUUGUGGUCCGACAAGGUGGGAUCAUUGCCACAUCUCCCAUUUUUGCAUUAUCUCGACAUUUCUAAUUGUCCCAAACUAGUCUCUUUGGUGGCAGAAGAAGUUGAUCAAGAGAGUCUCCAACUCGGAAUCACAUCUUUUACUAUUCGUGAUUGCAUAGCCUUGAAAUCAUUACCCAAGGCGUUGAUGUACAACAACACAUGUCUUCAAUCUAUUGAAAUAAAGAAAUGUGAAUCGCUAACGCAUUUUGCCAAAAGCCAUCUGCCUCCAGCUUUAAAGAAGCUAUAUAUAAGCAAUUGCAAGAGUAUGAGGAAUUUGGUAGAGGAUGAUGAUAAUGAUACAAACAACGGUAGUUGCAGCUGUGGCAUCACAUCUCUUCUUGAGGUCUUGUACAUUAGCAAUUGUCCAUCCCUUGAAUUCUUAACAUCAAGCGGAGAAUUACCCACCACACUUCAAUGCCUCGAUAUUUACAGUUGUCCGAAGCUGGAGUCAGUAGCUAAGAGUUUUCAUCAUAACUCAUUUCUGACAAGUAUCAACAUCUCCAGUUGUGAAAAUCUUCAAUUCUUGAAUGGUGGAGAGUUGCUCCCUUCCAAGCUGAGACACCUUUAUAUAUUUAAUUGUGAAAAAAUGCAGGGACUGCAGAAUGGCAUACACAACCUCACCUCUCUUCGAGAUUUGGAAAUACGGAAUUGUCCGAGCAUUUUAUCAUUUUCCAAAGAAGGUUUUCCCACAAACCUAGCAACGCUUUCGAUCGCUUAUCUUAAAAUCACUGAAGCCUUGUUCGAUUGGGGGCUUGACAACCUCACUUACCUAAAUCAUCUUGAAAUUGGUGGAUGUCAGCAUCUGGUUUCCUUUCCAGAUAUGGCGUUGCCUGCCUCUCUAACAAGCCUUCGCAUUUCAGAUCUCUCGAAUUUGGAAUGCCUGUCUUCUGAGGGCUUAAGAAAACUCACCUCUCUUAAAACAUUGUGGAUCUUUGAAUGCGAGAAGCUCACGUGUUUUUCAGAGGAUGGCCUGCCUCCCUCACUCCUAGAGCUUGAUAUCUCUAAUUGCCAAAAGUUGAUGUCUUUACCAAAGUAUGGCCUACCUCCCUCACUACAGAAACUUGCAAUCAGUGGAUGUCCUCUGCUGGAAGAACACUGCAAGAAAGAUCAGAGAGGAGAGUGGCGCAGGAUAGCUGACAUCCCUUGUGUUCGAAUUAAUGGCGUAGACAUUUAUGACACAAAAACGGAGGAAUACAUUUACGACACAGAUCCAAAGGUCCUUUGAAUGUUGAAUGGUGGCAUUGGAGAGAUCCACCACUCCUAUUGCAUGCUGCGAUUCUGGUUGGUAUGUUGAAUGUGUUGUCGAACUAUUCUUCUUGUGGUUUUUUUAUUUCUAAAUCUCCAAGCAAAGAGAGAAGGUCUUCGAACAUGCAAUUUUUUAUUUUCAAAUUGGAAAAUGGCUGAACUUGACAAAUGAU